UGAUAAUGAUGAUGAUGAUGGAGCGAAGAAGAAAAAAUUAGUGUGUCCAUUUUUUUUUACAUAUAUUCUUGAUGUGAUGAUCAUUGUGAAACUACGACAAUCAUCUUUUUUUAUCAUUGACAUUAACGAUUAAACGGAAAACAAAAUCAUCAUCAUUAUCAUUAUAAUUUAUUCAUCAAAAGAAAAUUCAAAAUUUUUCCAGCUUUUUCAACUUCGAAAUCAACACAUCAAACAAAAGGAAACAUGGAUUCAAAUAUGAUGGAUAUAUCAAUUUUUAUAACAACAUUAUCAAUGAUAAUGAUGUUAAUUAUUAAUGGUAUUGAUGCAAAUGUUUCAAUAAGACCUGAACCAAAUAAAGAUGUUGGUAUAAUGUCUGGUGAAUCCAAAUAUUUUCAAUGUAUUGGUUCAAGUAAUAAGGAAAAAUUAUCAUGGAUUAAUCCAAAAGGACAAGAAAUCGUAAAUGAUCCUAAUAAUGGAAUAUAUACAAUAUAUAUUGUUAAAAAGAAUACGAUCAAAUUAGAGUUAAAAAAUCCAACCAAACAAGAUUCAGGUGUUUAUAAAUGUAUAUCAAGAGAUGAACAGAAUAGAGAAACAUCAGCAUCAUUCCGUUUACAUGUAUUCAAUCCAACCAUAUUGAAAGCAUCAAAAGAAUCUUAUCAAGUUAAUGAAGGUGAUAAUGUUCGUAUUGAAUGUAUGGUAACUGCUGAUAAAGAUGCUACUAUUGAAUUUAUGUGGACAUUUGGUCAAUAUGAUUUAAGUCAAGAUCCAAGAUAUCGUAUUGAAAUUAAUCGUGAUCGUUCACCGAAUCCGGAUGAAAUACGAACGAUUAGCCGUUUAGAAAUCAGAAAUGUUAGUAAAGAUCAUGAUGGUAAUUAUGUUUGUUCGGUUGAUACAACCAAUCGUUUUAUUUCGGAUUCAAAAGAGCUCAAAUUGACUCUUCGUGUUCAAUAUAAACCACGUUUUGAUGAAAAAACACCGGCACAUAUUUGGGUAUCUGAAGAAGCUGUUCAACAAGGUGGACCAUUAUCGGUAAACAUAUCCUGUAUUGUUUAUGCUGAUCCAGUAGCAACAAUUGGUUGGUUUACAGCUGAUAAUCGUCCAGUUGAUCCUAAUCAACAAAGAGGUGGUGUUAAAACGAAAAUAAUCGAUUCAAUCAACAUGUCAACAUUGAUGUUAACAUUUAGAAAUAUUGAUGAAAUACGAAAUCCACGACCAAAUUCCAGAAUUAAAUAUAAAUGUCGUGCUGAAAAUACACAAGGAGCUGAUAGCCGAUUGUUUGAAAUAAAAAUUGGCCGUAUACCUGAUUCACCAAUGGUCGUACGUUUGGAUUAUAAAGAAGGUGCCAUUAUUUUGGAAUUGAAUGAAACAAAUGUUGAACCACCGAUCGAUAUUUAUCGUUUGGAGAUAUCGGAUGAACAAGCUCAUCUUUUCAAUAAAUCAAAUGCAAAAGAUAAUACAACAUAUGUGAUUGAAACAGCAUUACCACGUGGUGAACAUAAAGUAAAUAUUUAUGCUCAUAAUCCGGUUGGUUGGUCUGAACAACCAUAUUCAAGCUAUUUUUUGCAAGUAAUUAGUGCCGGUUAUCGUCCAUCAAUAUUAACACAAUAUUGGCCAUAUUAUAUAUUCAUACUAGUCAUUAAUAUUAGUCUUAUACAAUUACAAUCAACAACAAUUUAUUUUGAUCAUCAUAAUCAUCAAAAGAUUGUUAGCAAAUGAUUUUCCUUGUUUCUUUCUUUUUAGUCAUAAACAACACCUUUCUCAAUCAAUUCAAAAACCUCUUUAUUACUCAUCAUCAAUCAUCAAUAUUAUCCUUUGUUAGUUUGUUUGUAUCUCAUCAUUAUCAUCAUCAUAUAAAAUUCCCUUUAUAACUUUGUGUGUGUGUGUGUAUUUGUGUGCAUCAAGUGUGUAAGAAUUUUUGGAAUUUAUCUAAACAAAAAAAUAACUAACGAAAAAGACAUUCCAUUCUAUCAUCAUUUGUCAUCAUUAAAAAAACGACAACGGUCGUUUUUUAAAUAUAUUUUAUAGGCUGCCAUUAGUUACAUUUUUCAUUCAGUUAUUUUUCACCAUAAAUUCUUUGUGCUGUCAUCAUUUGAUUUGUUUUUCUUGAAACAAAAAACGAAACAACGACAUCAUCCUAUAAAAUACACACAUACUCACUUGCACACUCAUCAAAAUUAUCAAAAUUUUAUCAUCAUCAUAUGAAAGCAGCUAAAUCACCAAAAAAAACAAAAACAAAAAUAAAGCAAAUACUUUCGUAUCGUUCUAAACU
Dermatophagoides pteronyssinus (European house dust mite) is the source of this 2269-nucleotide messenger RNA. Its product is annotated as neural cell adhesion molecule 1-like. Lineage: Eukaryota; Metazoa; Arthropoda; Arachnida; Sarcoptiformes; Pyroglyphidae. The record is from RefSeq and is a predicted model, not a curated record.